Messenger RNA from Topomyia yanbarensis, 1500 nucleotides. It is a transcript of the gene Bap55, whose product is annotated as actin-like protein 6A. Gene Ontology annotation, cellular component: SWI/SNF complex; NuA4 histone acetyltransferase complex. The record is from RefSeq and is a predicted model, not a curated record. The transcript is spliced from 4 exons. Gene Ontology annotation, molecular function: chromatin binding. Bases 130 to 1398 code for a protein of 422 amino acids. Gene Ontology annotation, biological process: nervous system development; regulation of transcription by RNA polymerase II. Lineage: Eukaryota; Metazoa; Arthropoda; Insecta; Diptera; Culicidae.
UUUCGGCCUUUUCAAGUGUCAGUGAAAAGGCAAAAACUCAAAAGACGCCGAGUUUGCCAGAUUUUCGGCUUUCCUACAUUUUGAAUUAAAUAAUAAUUAUUGUUCCGGAACGUAACAAUCGCGAUCGCAAUGAGUGCCGGGGGAAUGUUGUAUGGUGGUGAUGAAAUCGGUGCUCUGGUUUUCGAUCCCGGCCACCAUUCGCUGCGUGUAGGAUACGCACAGGAAGACACGCCAAAAGCAGAGAUUCCGGCCGUGGUUGGUGUCGGACCAGGGGAUGCAGCACUUAAUACUGAUCUGGAGACCAAGGCGGACAACAAUAUUGGCAGUGCGAACAAAUACUUUGUUGAUACAACUUUUGUCAGCGUACCGAGAUCUAAUACGGAAAUUCAAACCUACAUGAAGGAUGGCAUGGUUGACAAUUGGGACUUGUUUGAGAAAGUGUUGGAUUAUAUAUACGCAAAAGUGGUGCAAUCCGAAUCGAUGUACCAUCCGGUUCUGUUUUCGGAAGCAGCUUGGAAUGUGCGUAACAAUAGAGAACGUUUAACUGAACUAAUGUUCGAGAAAUACAGCGUCCCAGCUUUUUUCUUAGUAAAAAACGCAGUUCUUGCUGCGUUUGCCAACGGACGUGCAACGGCUCUAGUUGUGGACAGCGGAGCUACACAUACAUCAGCCGUUCCCGUUCAUGAAGGAUACGUCCUUAGUCAAGCGGUGGUCAAGUCGCCCUUGGGAGGUGAUUAUUUAUCUCUCCAGUGUCGUCAAUACUUAGAAAGCCAGAAUAUUGAUCUAACACCGGUUUACGGUAUCGCUGCCAAGGAUGUCAUUAAGGAGCGGGAUAAUGCACGAUUCACUCCACGCCAACUUCCGGACAAACUAACAACCUCUUGGCAGCAGUAUAUGCUCAAAGGUCUGCUGCAGGACUUCCAAAUGUCGGUAGUUCAAGUCCUAGAAACGCCAUUCGACGAAAGAACAGCCGCUCAGAUUCCUGCCGUUCACUACGAGUUCCCCAAUGGAUACCAUCAGGAUUUCGGUCCAGAGCGUUUCAAACUGGCAGAAAGUCUAUUUGAUCAUACGAUGCUGGGCGCUGGUCAGUUGGCUUCAACAAGCGUCGGGAUGUGUGAUGCUGAUGUACGUUUGUCUCUGUAUGGCUCAGUUGUGGUCACUGGCGGGAAUACCUUGCUACCGGGAUUCCCUGAACGACUCAAUCGGGAUUUACAGCAUCGGGCUCCUUCCAACACACGGUUGAAGAUGAUUUCCGCCAACGGAUCGGUUGAGCGUCGGUUUGGAGCAUGGAUCGGCGGAUCUAUUCUGGCCAGCAUUGGAACGUUCCAGCAAAUGUGGAUUUCGUCUCAGGAGUAUGAGGAGUCAGGUAAAAGUCAGGUGGAAAGGAAAUGCCCUUGAAGACAGCUUCACAGGUUUAACAGCCCUAGUUGAAUAAGAUUUUACAAAUUUGGAAAUAAUUAUUAAGAGACUUGGAUGGAAUCAAGAUUCAACUAAAUUGAA